AUGACUAAAAGAAAAGAGAGAGAAAAGCAGUUAAGAGUCAGAGAUGGUAGGCUUACAAAUGUCAGUCUGAGGAGUUUGUAUUUUAUUGUAGAGUUUAUAAGAAAACAAGUAAAGUGCUUUUUUGUUUGUUUUAAGCAGGUGGAAGAGUUUGAAUUCUGACUGGGUUUAUGAUCUCUAAUCUAGCGGGAGCUCCAUGAGGCCAGACAUUGUUGCUUUUUUGCCUCUGUGUCCUCAGUGCCCGCCUGUGUAGUCAGGCACACAGUGGAAAUUUAAUAAGUACUAAGUGAUUGGCUGUGACAUCAUUUAACCUCUCUGGGCUUCUCUGUAAAAUGAAGGGCUUGGAUUAGAUUUUUAAAGGACCUCUUCUAGCUUAAAAUCUGUGAUCCUUCAAACUCCCUCAUCUUUCUUAAUGUCAUAGGCUUGAUAUCAAUUCUGGCUGUUUUAUUUCCUUAUGGACAUAUUGAAUCCAAAUUUAAUGAGAUUGUUGCCUCUGUAGACCUUGGACUCGGGUGACAUUUUGAGUCACCUCCCACCUCUGAUCCUCACUUGCAUGGCACCUACCAUCCCCUGUCAAAUAGAUGUUAUUACCAGUAGUCCUUAGCUCAUUGUGCUGUAUUGUGUAUAAACUGACAGAUAAAGAUGAGUUACUUUUGUGGCCAUUGCUCCAUUAUUUUUUUAAGCCAUGGUUUAGGUAUUAUGUCACUUCACCUGAAUCAUAGACUUUAAAUGCUAAUAUUACUUGCAAACUCUUUUAUUCUUCAUCACUGCUCUAUCAGAAAUUUUAUGUUUGGAAUACCCUGUGUCUUUAUCUCUCUAUAAAAGAAGUACAGCUAUGAUUACUCUUAAAUGCUAAUCCAUAUUAAUCUUGCCCUAGGACCUGAAUUCUAAUCUCAGUUUGGAAAUGAAGUAGUCUUAAAUAUAGAUUAGCUAACUCUUCCUUUUCUGGAAUUGCUUCAUGCUAAAAGUACCAGUUUGUAGAUAGACUGCUGAGAACUAAUGGAUUUACUGCUUUCCCUUCAGCUGACCUGUAGGUGGAUUUUCCAGUUUAAGGCAAAUGGUAGCAGACAGCCUGCUAAAGCCAGCCACUGGACAGAUUUAUUUUAAUCCUUCGUAUAUAUGCCUCCUUGUAUGGAACAAGCUCUAAAAUGCUUUAUUUUUAUUUAUUUAAUUGUUUUUAUGGUAAGAACCAAAUUAAUUCUCAAGCCUUUUUUAGUCAGGUUUUGCUUGGAGACAGUAUUUUGACUGGAGAGAAAAUUUUUAGCAUAAUUUCAUCAUAUCAUUUGAAUCUAUAAAUUAACUAACAUGGAACGAACUGUUAAUAUCUAUUGCAUUUUAAUUGAGUAUAUAUCAUUUAAUACUAAUGACUAUUAACUUUUAAUACUAAAGUUUUAAUAUGAAAGUUCUGUUUGUUGUGUUUGACCAUGAUGUAGCCAAAUAUUAUACUUUGCAAUCCCUUCAAGUUCAAAAAUUAUCCUGAUUUCAUGUAAUUAAGCACUAGAUAUGAUUGUUAGUCACUGUUGUGCUAAUAUAAUGUAAUUUGCAUCAUAGGAAAAAGCACUGGCUUUUCUGAUCUGGUUACUUGCAUUGGAUGUAAAAUGAUCCUUUGCUUUCUAUCAUCUGUGAACAGUGAUGGGCUCUGGUGUUUCAUAAAUGGAGAAAAUACUUUUCAGUUUCCACACUAAAUGGGCACAGUAGGGACCAAUUUCCUGCCCUUCAGACCUGCUGAUUUAGCCAAUACAGUAAGUUAAGUGGAGCUUUACAUUUCUAGAAGGAUCACACGGUACUAUAAAGCCAGUGCCUCUCUGAUCCUCACACUGCUUGGUUGGAGAGACCCAGGUGUCAACAUGGGCAAUGCAAACUCCAAAAGCAGCAGCCGAAACAGCUCCAUCCCGGGUCAUCCCGAGCUGUCUUUGUAUGGCUCUUUUUCUAGGAAAUGGAAUGAGAAUGUCUUUUUGGAUAAUGAACUCCUAACAUCCAAGAUUUUGUCAGCGCUUCGACCACAUUCUAAAAGGGGCUUAAGGACGGGAAAUCUUCAAUGUCCUGCUCGUUUUCUGAGUACCAACUCUGUGUUUGCAUCCGUAGCAUCCUCUUUGAAGGAGCAGCCUCGCAGCACCCUCUUGGGAUCUAAUGGCACCCCAGUUCUACCCAGGAAUGUAGGGAUGACUAUCUCCACCAAGGCAAGUCUUCAGGCAGCAUUAAACACGGCUGGAACUCUGAAUAGAUUUGGACCAGGUACAGGAGAGAUGGAUGAAACCGAUGCUGGAUUAGUAAAAUUCAAGCAGUUAACAGAUGAUUCUCUUUCACUUGCAUCAACUACUGAAUCUAUUUUCGUGGAAGAUUCCUACUCUGCCUCACUAAAAAGUGAAAUAGAAGCUGAUGGCCAGGAGUUUGAGGCUGAGUCCUGGAGUCUUUCUGUGGAACUGCCAUAUGCAAAGAAACAAAAAAAGGAAGUACUGAAGAGGCAAGAUGUCAUCUAUGAGUUAAUGCAGACUGAAGUGCAUCAUGUCCGAACCCUAAAAAUAAUGUUGAAAGUCUACUCCAAAGCACUGAAGGAAGAGAUGCAGUUUAGUAGCAGAAUCAUCAACCGCAUCUUCCCAUGUGUGGAUGACUUGUUGGAGAUGCACGGGCAGUUUUUGCACCGCUUGAAGGAGCGACGCAGAGAAUCCCUGGCAGAAGGCAGUGAUCAGAAUUAUGUGAUCCAGAAAAUUGGAGACCUCUUGGUACAACAGUUUUCAGGUGAAAAUGGAGAAAGAAUGAAAGAAAAAUAUGGUAUCUUCUGUUGUGGUCACAAUGAAGCUGUCAGUCACUAUAAAGAACUGCUUCAGCAAAACAAGAAAUUCCAAAAUAUGAUUAAGAAAAUUGGCAACUUCUCCAUUGUUAGACGGCUUGGUGUUCAGGAGUGCAUCCUUCUCGUUACUCAGCGUAUUACCAAGUACCCUGUGCUGGUCGAGCGCAUUAUUCAGAAUACUGAAGCUGGUACUGAAGAUUAUGAAGACUUGAACCAGGCUCUAGGACUCAUAAAAGACAUCAUCAUGCAAGUUGAUGCCAAAGUGAAUGAAUGUGAGAAGGGGCAACGCCUCAAAGAGAUUGUUGGCAAGAUGGACCUCAAGUCCUCCGGCAAGCUCAAAAAUGGGCUGACCUUCCGGAAAGAGGAUAUGCUCCACAGGCAGCUCUAUGUCGAUGGAAUGCUUUGCUGGAAAACUGCAUCAGGGCGUCUGAAAGAUGUUCUUGCUGUCCUACUGACUGAUGUGCUUCUGCUGCUACAAGAAAAGGACCAGAAAUAUGUCUUUGCAUCUGUGGACUCAAAACCACCUGUUAUUUCAUUACAAAAGCUAAUUGUGAGGGAGGUAGCAAAUGAGGAAAAAGCAAUGUUUCUGAUCAGUGCCUCCCUGAAAGGCCCAGAAAUGUAUGAAAUUUAUACCUGCUCCAAAGAAGAGAGAAAUUCAUGGAUGGACCAGAUCCGCAGAGCUGUGGAGAGCUGCCCUGAUAGGGAGGAGGAGCCAUUCAGUGAGGCUGAAGAAAAAAUGGCCGAAGCCCGAGCUGCCAGAUUAAAAGAAUUCCAAGAACGUUUAAGCAAGAAAGAUGAGCUGAUUGCUCAAAGUCUCAGUGAGAAACAGCAGAUUUAUUUGGAAAUGUUUGAGAUUAACAGCUUUGAAGAUCUUCCUCCCGGCUCCCAGUCCAGGUUCUUUUUCCGAGGAGGGGAACCCUCAGAGAACAGCCUGCAAGGCGAGAUGAUUCUGAAGUCGGCAGUAUCUGAAGUUGAGAAUAUGCUUCACCUGGUGCAUGCACAUAUGUAUAAACAGCUGAGAAAUGACAGCGAAGACGGUGGGGCUGGGGAUGAUCUCUCAUUGCCCAGGAGAGCAGAGACCUUCGGGGGCUUUGACAACAAUACAAACCCAAACAAAAAUGCUAGCUUUAAGAAGAAGGCCUGCAAUUGCGAUGCCUGGCUUAAAGACCGGAGAAUUCCUUUUGCCAGUUCGGACUCACAGCUUGGUGACCUUUCAGGAGACUCUGAAGAAGGAUCACAGACAGCUGAGUUAACCCACAUGGACUGGAACAACAGUGCACCAGCCACAAUGGAAUCUGAGCUUUUAAAGAGAAUACACACACUAUCAAAGCUGCUUUCCAAUCUUCAGGCAGUGGUUGCUCAGCAGGACAGCUACAUUGAAAUGCAGAGGGCCACGAUCCUUGACCGAGAAAAGCAAUGUAGAUUGCAGUCAACACGUGGAAACUUCCUGUUAGAACAAGAGAAACAGCGAAACUUUGAGAAGCAGAGAGAAGAACUGGCCAAUGUACAGAAGCUUCAGAACCAACUCAAGCAGGAACAGCAACGCUGGGAGCGUGAGCGCAGCCGACAGCAGAAAGAACUGGAAUACACUGAAGCCCGGCUGCAGGAGAGGGAGAGUGAGUCCCAGCAAUUCAGGGAGCGGCUGACCCAGGACAAAGAAGAGCUGGACCGGCAGCGCGAGGCCUACCAGCAUGACCUGGAGAGGCUCCGUGAGUCCCAGCGAGCUGUGGAGAAGGAAAAGGAGAGGCUUGAACUUCUGAAAAAAUUAAAGAAGCAGAACACCUUGCCUGGCACAGUACUUCCCGAAGGGCUGGAGGGCCACACCCUUAGUACCUCCUCGAGUUUCAACGGCGAGGGCCUCGAGGGGGCCGUGCAGCUGGCCAAGCCCCUGGUGAGGACCAGCACCCUGCUGUGCGGCCCUGACUACGCGGAGCGCCCCGAGGUGGCUCGUCGGGACAGCACGGCCACGGAGGGCCGCCUGGUGAAGAGCGACGUGCCCAUCCAGCUCCUGAGCGCCACCAACCAGAUCCAGAAGCAAGCUGCCGUCCAGCAGCAGAUCCCCACCAAGCUGGCCGUGCUCACAAAAGGGAGCAAGGAGAAGGGAGGGAAGAGCAAAGCCUCCCAGCGCUCUGACAGCUCCACCUCCUUUGACCUAAAACAGCAGCUGAUGCUCAGCAAGUUUAUGGGCAAAGACGAAAACACUAUGAAAGCCCGCCAGGCCCCGGGUCCUGCCCUGACAGGCCAGAGCAUCAUUGUGCAUCAGGAGUCGUGUGUCCCAGCAGACAUCCAGACCUCAGAGAUCUCUCCUCUGGGCUCAGGAAACAUGUUCAGGCCGAGCAGCGCCCCGCACCUCUCGCCCCCGGCCCAGCCGCCCCUGCGGCCCGCUUCUGAAGACGACGCCAACAAGGAAGAUGUUAUCUUUUUCUGAACUGCUGUUGUGCAGGAUGCACCUGGUGCCAAUUCCCUUGGAGAAGGUUUCCAUGGAGUCUCCAGGAAAACAGAGGGCCAGUGCUGAUUGCCAUCUCUUGUCUCUUCCAGAAUGACAUCCCCUUCAGAUGGGCUCUUCAGAUGGAGCUAGGUUUUCCUUCACAUGGUCAGCGCCCUCCUGGGGACUCCAAGGGGUCAUUGAGACAAUGUGGGCACCCGCUUGUCUCUUUUUCAGGCAUAACCACUAUGGACUCAAACAUGGCCUGGGUGUCUCAAUUCCAAAUCUAUGGAUAUGUUGCCAUCUACCAUAAUAUGCUCUUUUUGGUGAAUUUGCAGUGAUUCCCUGAUAAAGUUUUUAAUAUCUUUUUAGAAAAAAGUUUUAAUUGGAAGUUGAACUAUAAAUGAACUAAGGAGCUAUUCUAAAUAAUAGGACCCCGUUUGGGUAAGAGAGAAAUCUAUUUUCAAUCUGGUUUUACAGAGCUGUGGCCGUUAGAUGUAGUUUGAGAAAGCAGUUAGGUCCUGGGGUUCUCGGCCUGUGUGUGAGCUGGCAGGCGGACUUGGAAUACAGGAGGCCAAGUAAUAGUUUUAAGGCCCAGAGGCCAACUUAGGAAAUGUGUCCAUUCUGGGGGAGGUGGUGCUAGCAGCCCACCUUGGCUGUCCAGACUGGCCAUCAGUGCUGUCCAUCUUCAGAAAAGGAGCCUUAAGCUCAUCUCCGCUUCUGAGGCUUUGCUGGGUGUGGUGCAGAUUCCCAAAGCAAAUUAUUUGUUGGUUCAUAGUGAACCUAAGAUUGGGAUAUUUUCCUGAUCAUUGAUGAAGAUGCUAAAUCUAAAAAAAGUUAUUAGCAAGGUUGAGAGUGCAAUAGGUUACCGUCUUCGAUAAUCCUUCUGUAACGUAGUCCAGGUUGUUACAGCGGGCGCCCUGCCAGCGGAGGCAUUUAUUAUCAUGCAGGUGGCUGUCGAGGUCCUGAUGUCUCCACAGAUGAGCAUGGAGACACAUGUAACAAAAUGGAGUUCUCAUUGGCAAACCGUUGUAUUAUUACUUUGGAAUCUCCUCUUUCUGAAUUUGAUAUGGUGAAGAAAAUGAACUUGGCUGUUCAGACAGAAGUAUCUUUAUGUGACUUUAUGGCAGCUUUGUGCCCAAUCCUUGUGGGGGCUUCUUAUUAUCACGGACCCCACGGUAGGGGAAAGUGCUUCUGCAGAUGAAUGCCUGGGGGUUUACCUGAGGCGGAGCUUGAUGUUGUCGGGGGAUCUGUAGAAACUGCAGGCCCUCAGCAGGUGGCAUAAGGCAACCUGGGGAAACCAAACUAUCGGGCCAUGAAGCUGCUUCUUAGCAACAGCAACUUCCUCUUUGUGUGCCCCAUUCCCUGCCAUUGCCCCCUGGAGAAGCAGAAUGUUGGGUUGUAUACCGGGCUAGUCACCCUCAGGAAGUGACCCGGUGUGGCUCUGAAAGGGGGACAAAUGCUUUUUUUUUUUUUUUUUUUUAGGUAUUAGUCUUAGAAUAUUGUCAUUAAAAAUUAAUAUUUAGUAAUAGCUAAACAAAGCAGCAGAAACUGAAGAAACAUUUUGUGUUGAUUCUCAGUGGUUAAGGAGCAUGUAACCAAUACAUACUCUCAUCUGUCUAAAAGAGCUGGCAAAUGAUUUGAAGUUUCCUGUAGAGAGAAUCACCUGGGUGGUUGGGUGCCAGGAAAGUGUUAGUGGCUAGCACAAAACAGAAGCUAUUGGGAAAGGUGAUUUACAGUAAAGUGUUGUUGGUGUGAAGUUUUCUCCUCUCUCCUCCCUUCAGUUUGGGGGUAGUUUUGUAGUUUAUAACUGGAAGUGACCAGAGACACAUUAGCUCAAUAACCUCACCAGUGAGGAAACUGCAGCCAACAUUGGGAGGAAAUAGCAGAGGCUAGAUUUGAAUCAAGUCUUUCUCUAAAUUAAUCCCAGCCCAGUGUCAUGGAAAUGAAGUUGUUUGCCUAUGGUUCUUUUGGACACCUGGGGGGAAAAUAACUUUAAAAUCCAAUGUUAGGGGGGUGGUUAAACAUCAUUUCUGUCUGCUUCCAUCUAUAGCCAUAUCACAGCUUUGGCUCAAACUCUGGACUUGCAGAUGCCUCCUUGGAGGGUUCUGGUGUGGGACUUAUUGGGCUGAUGGCCGGCUGUUCCAAGUUUGGGGGGUUUGGACUGUAACCUGUCAUACCCAGGGAAGAAUCCCAACUCAUUUCCCCAAACCUCCAAUUUAAGGACAACUGAAGAGUUUAAGCACUGUAAUCAUCAGCCCACAAUAAAAGUUAUAGGCCCUAUCGCAGGAACUCAAUUCAUCUCUGGAAUAGGUAUGUUUCCAGCAAGUCCACAGUCUGCAGGCCACGUAAAAGUCUCCUGUCUCCUUAUUAUCAACCCAUACUCACAGGGAAAUCCAGCCCCAAACACACAUGCACAUGGGUUCCACAAUAGAUUUGUCAGUGGAGCUGGGAGAGAUUUUUUAGUUCUUUGAAUCAAAAUCGGAUUCAGUAGUUCAGUUGUUCAAAGCCAGACAGGCAAGACAAUAGGAAAGGAAGUUGCUUCCAAAAGGGGCUCCUUCCAGGGCCUAUGCGGGGACCUCUGUCUCCUUACUACAAGGGGGACGUGGCCAGGUGCCUGCUUUCCAAGUCCUGUCCUGAUUGAGAGGUUCUGCCAUUGAUGCUGCAUCUAGGCCCAGUGGAAGGUGGGGAGAGAAUGGGCCAGAGAAAGGAGAGCUCGAGCUCUUGGUGCCAGAGUGAGGUAGUCUGUCUUUCUUAAAGCGUCCUGUGAUCGGAGUCCCUUUUGUAGUCCCUUUUGUUCCCUGUGGUUCUGUGGACAUGUCUUCCAUCCCCCAUCCCCCCACAUAAAGACUGAUGGCCCUUGUCUUGCUGCAUCCGCCAGCAUGGCACCUGGUGAAGAGAUCUUCCCACAGCACACCUGAGCUUUACUUGAGUGGGCAGGACAGGCCAGGUUCUGCUUUUGCUAAAACUUUUCCCAUAUGAACUUGCAGAAGGGACCAAAAGCAGAAACCUUCCUUCUCACCUUCACUCUAAUAAGGGAAACCUUUCUGGCACUUGGAACAUUGUUUGCUGUCAGCCCAGAAACGAGUCCCUAACACUUGGGACCUUGUGUCUCCCUAUCUCCUCUCUCCCCACCCCCAUCCUCUCCUUGAAGGAACGAUUAUACAAUCAUGAGUCAGCAUUGAUUUCAGUUUCUGUUAUGGUGGUAGGUCCUGCCCAGCAAGCAAAGUUCUGAGAGAAAAACUGUUUUUACCAUUUUUAAAAACCCUUUCCAUCAGUGAUUCUCGUUGCCCUUUGAAAUACAUGUACUACACAUUAAAUUUCAUUGUGCCAUGUUUAUAAUCAGUGUUUUAUAUUUUUGUACUGAAGUAUCGGAGCACUUUAGAAAUGUUUACUUUAAAUUUGUUUGAUUUUGGAAGGAAAAUGACUUGUCUGUAAUUCUAUUGCUGCGCUCACGUAAUAAUUCUUUACUGAGCUGUGAUAGUUUGAUGCUGUUUAGUUUUAGUUCUAGUCCAGUGACUUUGUGAUCUCGUGAAUAAUCAUGAUAGGAGGUUCAGGGGAUUUCAAUCCAAACCUCCAAGAGGAUUGUCUUCUUCCCUGAAGUUGAGGAGAUUUCUCAGUUCUGCUAGAAGGCACGGUUGUAAAUAGUCAUGUCCCUGCCAAUGGUAUCCCCAUCACUUCUUGUUAGUAUCUAAUUUUAUUUGUAAAAUUGAUGGAUAAGCACAUGUUAAUACAUCUGUUGACUCGUGCACUUCGUUAAUUGUAUUGUGAUCUUAGGUUCACUUCCUGGUUUGUUGUUUUGUUUUGGGGUUUUUGUGGUUUUUUUGGUUUUGUUUGUUUUUUUUUUAAUAAUUUUUUUAUGCUGGCUCUCGACAGCACGAUUUCAGAACAACCUUGGAACCCAAGUACUGAUUUCUAGCAAUAAAAAAAUUACUAAAAUAA
Molecule: messenger RNA, 9155 nt
Organism: Sarcophilus harrisii (Tasmanian devil)
Lineage: Eukaryota; Metazoa; Chordata; Mammalia; Dasyuromorphia; Dasyuridae
Product: rho guanine nucleotide exchange factor 18
Exons: 19
Coding region: 1845-5216 (1123 amino acids)
Molecular function (GO): guanyl-nucleotide exchange factor activity
Source: RefSeq, a predicted model, not a curated record